This is a messenger RNA of Saccostrea cuccullata (small rock oyster), 4224 nucleotides long. RefSeq lists its product as uncharacterized. Bases 135 to 4013 code for a protein of 1292 amino acids. The record is from RefSeq and is a predicted model, not a curated record. Gene Ontology annotation, cellular component: nucleus. NCBI's taxonomy places the organism in Eukaryota, Metazoa, Mollusca, Bivalvia, Ostreida, Ostreidae. The transcript is spliced from 4 exons. Gene Ontology annotation, biological process: regulation of transcription by RNA polymerase II. Gene Ontology annotation, molecular function: DNA-binding transcription factor activity, RNA polymerase II-specific; protein binding.
GUUUCCAUAAACAUCCCGAGCUUGACCUCAUUACGUCGACGCUAUGCAGAGUAGCCAUUUUGAAGCAACAACGGAUUUAUUCUAAUAUUGAUGAAUUUUUGUCGAAUAUCUUCCAUUAAUUAAUUGGCAGAAAGAUGGAGGGAGGCCAUCAGAGAUAUCAGCAUGACGUUUCCAUGGCUACCGACCUCAGUCUGUCCACAAUGAAUGAACAAGAAGACAUGGCACUGUACCAGCAACCACUAGACCUGCAAGCAAACUGUCAGAGCAACACCGCCAUGCAACACGGAUAUGUCAGCAACUAUAACAUGGCACCCUCCUCUAGCAGGGGUUAUAUGUCGUCUAAUGUAACAGAUCAGUAUCACACCAACUCUCAUCUGACGUCAUACAAGUCCACAUACACAAGCCCAGGUAAAACUGCCUACGCUGGAAGUGACCAGUACAACACUGGAAAUGUCACUGCUCAAGACUACUCCCAGAAAGACCUACCAAACACUCCCGUCAUGGCAUACAAAAGUCCCACAUCACUGAUAAAACCUCCCAAGGGCUACACUGGUAGGGGGAGUGAGUUUGGUGCUGUGAUGCCAGCCUACAGAAACAAUGUAAUAGAUAACACCCCUACAGCAGUCAAUCAAGACCCCCCAACACCCCUGAAAAAUCCAGAUCCACCCCCAGCAAUGAAAACAACACCAUACAAGCCAAGGCAUAACAUCAGUGAGAAGGUGAUGAGAAUGGAGCCAGAACCCGAGACAACAGAAGACAAACUGGCCACGCAGGAUUACACCGAGACCAAUCUACCCCGGGAGCUGAUGAGUAAGAUGUUUGGCUUGCUGAAGCAGGGCAUGUUUUGGGAUGCUGUUCUUGUGGCUGGAAGCAAAGAAAUCAGGGUACACAAGCUUGUUUUGAUGGCCGCCAGCCCUUUUCUGAUGAACAAGAUGGCUAACCCUAGUCCUGGUGAGUCUAUAAGAGUGAGCUUACCAGCGGGAAUUCCCGUGGAGGUGGCAUCUCAGCUCGUACACUACCUGUACGAUGGAAAUGUAACCAUCACAACAGAAAAUGUAGGGCAGUUCGCCCGGAUAGCCAAGCUGUUCCACCUAGAGCACCUGCUUAAGAUCUGUACACAAUUCAUAUUACACUACAAGCUGGACAGCUCCUUACUGAAAGUCACGAAUGAGGACAUCUCCAUCGUGGUUAGUGUCAUAUCACCCCAGAAAGCUGCAGCUGCUCCAGAGAGUGUCCAGAAAACACCCCCAAAGAAGGAGGAACAGACUGUUAGUAAACCUCCCACCAGUGGGGGAAAGAAACCCAUUAAAGAGGCCAACAAGCAGUGCCCCUUCCCCACCACUGUUAAUCACGUGUAUGGAACCCGUACCCAGUCUGGCACAGUGAAAAAGAAGACAUUUAAAGACACGCUUACUAGUGGCUUAAAGAAAGGAAACAACACAAAGAAACUAAAUACUGCAGUAACAAAACCGGAAUCUGUAACAGAGAAUAAAACUGCUGUCUCUCCAAAACAAAAGAGCAACAUUCCCACUGUCGUGGCACAGACCUCCUAUCUGAAUCACCCCAGAAAGAGGAGGCUCUCCAUGCUAGCUCAGGAGACCGCGGGCAACAAAGAGUCCUCAGAGAAUGUGGGAGGGGAUCUAGAAGGGGUGUCGGAGGAGGAGUUGGAUGAUGACGCGGACAGUGACUACACUCCCCCCUCCAUCACCACACAGUCAGGGAUGCAGAGGGCCGUGUUUGAAGGGGCCAGGAAGGGGAAAAUGUUCAAAUCACUGAAAAAGUCAGCAACUCUCAGCAGCAUCAAGAAAGGCCUAGGCAAAAAGAGAGCUCAGACCAGCUCUCCUCUCCUGAAGUCAGAGACUACGAGGCAGCCCCCGAAGAAGAGAGCCAGAGAAUUCGCUGAAAAAGAGGUGGAGGAAAUGGCCUCCUACAUCUUCAAGAACGAACCAACGGCAUUCACCAACAUCAAACCCCUGCAGGGGACCAAAGGCAAGAAGAAGAAGAAACCCAGCAAAAGCAAGUCUACAGGAUCAUCAAAACUAACACCAUAUUCAGGGAUAAGUCGUUACGCUUCUGAACUCGAAGAAAUGGCAAAAUCAGUCCAAGAGGAUGAGAAGGUGUUUAUCUGUAAAUUGUGUGGGAAUGAGUUUGUGUUUCCUAAGCGCUGCAUCACCCAUGUCAUGAAAACCCAUGAAAUGAAUGUGGCUGAUUCUGUUAACCACAUAGAGAUAGGUAAAAGGGAGGCAACUCCUAAAUCCUGCGAUGUUUGUGGCUAUGUUACUAAGGAUGCUAAUCAUUAUUACAUGCACUACCAUAAGUAUUUCAAACAUGGAGUUCCUCUGCCGAAAGGCUGGAAGGCAUUUAAAUGUGACAUAUGUGGAAAAGAAUGUUUCACAAAGUUCCAGUUGAAGGACCACAAACUCAUUCAUGUGGAACAGACUCCUUUUGUUUGUGAAACUUGUGGCACAGGGUUCAAAUCCAGAACAUGCCUAAACAGCCAUGUCUACCAUAAACACAGUACAGUACGCAAGCACCCAUGUACAGAGUGCACCAAGACAUUUAAAACUCGAACUCAAUUGUUAGUGCACAAGCGAACACACAGUGGUGAAAAGCCCUUCCAGUGUCCAGAAUGUACCUAUAAAAGUACAACCCGAGGAAACAUGAGGAUCCACCUCACAAACAAGCAUAAACUCAGUCCUGACGAAAUCAAGUACCUCAUGGAGUCUAUCAAGUUUGACAGCCCCUCAGUGCUAUGUAUUGUAGAGGUUAAUGAAGAUUAUGAAGAACCUCCAAACUCUACGCAAAAAGAGGUGAAGCCAAAGUCAGGUCCUUCCAAGGAACCCGCUAAACAACAGAGUGUGAUGGUAAUGAAUCAGAAAGGAGAGGUGGAUUUACUGGACAGCCAGACUUACAAUGAAUCUCUCACCACUUUAGGAGGUCCGAAACUCGCGGCACAGCCUCAAGUCCGAGUCAGCGAGUCGUCUGAUGUGCCUCCCCUACACACUACACUGAGCUCACUGAUUGAGUCUUCUGGUAGUACAGGGACAACCCCCUCCUCUGUGACUGGCCUACAGGAUCCCCAGCAGUAUCUCCUACAGACCAUCAACAUACCCAUCUCCCAGGAUGUGCCGAUGGGAGACGCGGAGACGGCUCAGCUGCUGCUGAAUCAUGUCAGUGGUGAACAACUGCACCACACUGAUCACCAGUAUACAAUGGAGUCUCCCAUCAACCUAGUACAGGACACACAGAAUAUAAAUACAGCCAGUCAAGGAGUCAAAACUUAUACUAAUGAUGAUAUCCAGUCCAUGCUUGCCAACAACGUAAGGUCGUACGGACAGCAAACCAAGUCUCAGAAUGAAACCUAUAUACAGAUGGUUCCUGCUGCUCAUCUUCAGCAUGUUCAACUGCAGGAUGGUUCAUCUCAGAAUAACCUGAACAUGAACCAGUCCACACAAUUAAUCACUCCUCAAGAAAUCCCUGUUCAGAACAUGUCCCCAAUAAAGAAACAGAUACAGUACCAGUACCAACUGAAUGCGGAUCCCACUAACUCUAUAAUGAUCGACAACCAGGAACACACAAGUUCAAACCAGCUGACGUCCACUCACACACAGCCAUCAGUGUCCCUCCUACCAGUCAGUUUACAGACGUCCUACACCCCAGUCUCCCAGUAUGUCACCAUAGCCAGGAGAAAUGACCAACAAGCAGUGCCCUCUAAUUCAGGAGCAGUAACUGUGCAUGCAUACAUUGUCAGACCUCAGAAAACAGGAUCAGAGACUCAAAAAAAUUAUCCCCCUGUAUUACAGGCCCAGAAGAAGGUGGAUGAGGAUAUUCUUCCUCCCACACACACGCUGUGGAACACGCCGAUAACGAUACAGGACACGGUGACGUCGGGGGCACCAGCUGGACAGAGGAGUCAGGCGCGUCACCCCUACAACACCGGUCAAACAACCGGGCGCUACACCGCUAACGAAAAUAACAAUGUCAGUUAUCAGUAUUCAAACUUCAAGUCAUAAUCAGUGCUAAUGAAAUGAAUUCCUCAUGUAAUUUAAAACCACAUCUGUAGCUGAUUCAUUGUGCAAUUUAUGGAGAAUGAAAUAAAUACAUUUGUGGCUUAAUAACAAAUUAUAUCUAAUUCUAUCUUGUAGGGCUAAGUUCUCAUUGAUGACCAGUAGUUUAUUUCAUACAUCUGAUUAUAAAGGAAAUAAAUGGAUUGAGAAUGCUUUA